Entamoeba invadens IP1 is the source of this 2187-nucleotide messenger RNA. Its product is annotated as cullin-1, putative. Gene Ontology annotation, molecular function: ubiquitin protein ligase binding. The transcript has a single exon. NCBI's taxonomy places the organism in Eukaryota, Evosea, Mastigamoebida, Endamoebidae. The coding region runs from base 1 to 2187 and encodes 728 amino acids. Gene Ontology annotation, biological process: protein ubiquitination; ubiquitin-dependent protein catabolic process. Gene Ontology annotation, cellular component: cullin-RING ubiquitin ligase complex. The record is from RefSeq and is a predicted model, not a curated record.
AUGCAAUCACUCUUCCCCAAGAAUUGUACCGAAGAACAAUACAAAGAACAACAAACAACACUUUUUUCGAAAUUCCAAACGAUGAUGGACUCGGAGGAGGUGAGCGAGAGCAGUGAAUACAUGAUGCUCUACAACAUCGUUUUUUCGUUGUGCACAUCAUUGGAUGACACACUGAAGGAACGCCUUUAUUAUGACAUUUUUAAUUUCAUUACAAAGCAAACGAUGACUGCGGCGGAGAAGUUGAGUAAAGAAAGCGAUGUCGGACUUCUCACGGAUUAUACCAGACUUUUCAAGCAAUUUGAGAAUGGGGUGAAUGGUAUUAAAAAGGUCUGCAAAUACUUAACCAAAUUUGUCAUUGAAAUGGAGAUCAAGCAGAAGCGUGGGAAGUCGAGAUUUAGAGAUGUUGGAGAUAUUGGGAAGAUCGAGUGGAAGAGAAACGUCUUCGACAACUUAAAUAAAAAACUUUACGAAAUCUCGUCGACACUAAUACAGCACGCAAGAGUCUCCGACGAACGAAAGAGUUUGGAAGUUGUGAGGGAAUAUACCAAAAGUUUGAUAGUGUUACACAGUGUCAUGGAUAGUGAUGUUAUUGGGUUAUAUGUGUCUUCAUUUGAAGAACCGUAUUUAAAACAGUUGACAGAAGAGACGGAAACUUGGAUUGCAAGUACAUUCAAUGAGUUGGAAAUCAUCGAAUAUAUCAAGGAGGGAUUUUUAAAGGUGUCCAAAGAGCAGAAUGUGAUCGGCAACUGCCUCGAGUCGAUUACACUUGAAAAGAUUAUGAGCGUUAUGUCGGACGAGAUGUGGAUGAAAAAGCGUGAACAAAUAAAGCCGCACAUCAACAAGAUUUUUGAGAGGUGUAUAAAAGAAGAUAUCGCACUUCUCUACACAACGUUUUCGAGGUGUUCAAAUUCACGAGAAAUGUUGACGGACUUGAAUGAGGGAUAUGCCUUUUGGAUAACCAAAAUAAUGAAAGAGGCACUCGACGAGUACAAACCCACGAAGAACACCAAUUACGUUGGAUUGAUCGAAAUGUACAUUGGGUGUUAUUUGAAGAUUAUGGAUUUACUCAAAGUAUUUGAGGGGAGUUCUGCCUUCAUGGAAAGCGUUAAAAACGGUGUUGCAAACUUUUUAAAUAGUCCUGACAACAUGUACCAUGAAGAGCACCCCAAAUACAUCGCACUUUAUAUCGACUUGUUGUUACGACGUGUUGGUCCUGGCAAAGAAGCGUUGGACGUUGUUUUAAGCAAAGUCGACAACUCGAUGAAUUUAUUGCAAAGCGUUGAGAACAAAGACGUCUUUAUGGUGAUGAACACCAAUUUAGUCGCCCGACGGUUAUUAAACACGAUCAGUGGGUUUGACGAGAGUGUUGAGAAAUGCGUUAUUGAAGGAAUCAGGAGUGUGUGUGGCUGUGAGUACAUUUCGAAAAUAAAUCACAUGAACCGUGACAUUAGUAGUAGCGUGGAGUUGGAUGUUCUUUUCCACGAAAAAGUUAAAACACCGUUGUACGUCAAUGUGCUCACAUUGGGUGUUUGGCCUUUUAGUAAUGAAACCGUCCCUUCUGAAAUAUUGCCCAAAGACAUCAGUGCCGCGGAAAAGGAGUAUGAAGCGUUUUAUCUAAAGAAGGGGAAGUCGAAGAAAUUGGUGUGGUUGAAUCAUUUAGGCAAAGCGAUGGUAUUGGUCAGAGUUGGUAGUUUUAAAGUUGAUUUGUUAAUACAAACAAGUGCUUUCUGUGUUAUGAAUUUAAUCAAUCAGUAUGGGAGUGAUUGGGAAGCAAAAGGGCAUGUCCAAAAGGCUCAAGUUUUUUCGGCAUACGAGACGUUGCGUCGGCUUGGUGUAAUUGAAGAGAGUGAAGGGAAGGUGUGUAUUAAGCGUGAGUUCUUUUUGAGUCAGAAGACUCGGCGAAUAGUCAUCAACUGUAGCGAACAAACUGAGAGAGAAAAAGAAAGUGAUGUUGAAAAAGAGCUUCAAAAUAGUCGUAAAGUGGUGAUGCAGUCGUUUAUAGUGCGCAUCAUGAAACAGAAAAAGUACAUUUCGCACAACGAUUUGGUCGCGGAUGUGUUUAAAAUUUCAUCAAGCAAAUUUGUCCCAACGAUUUCGCUCAUCAAGGACACGGUGGAGUAUCUCAUCGAGAAAGAAUAUAUCAGGAGAAGCGAACAAGAUCCGUCGUGUUACGAGUAUGUGUAUUGA